Molecule: messenger RNA, 3112 nt
Organism: Sebastes umbrosus (honeycomb rockfish)
Lineage: Eukaryota; Metazoa; Chordata; Actinopteri; Perciformes; Sebastidae
Product: hydroperoxide isomerase ALOXE3-like
Exons: 14
Coding region: 148-2157 (669 amino acids)
Biological process (GO): linoleic acid metabolic process; lipid oxidation
Molecular function (GO): protein binding; iron ion binding; oxidoreductase activity, acting on single donors with incorporation of molecular oxygen, incorporation of two atoms of oxygen
Source: RefSeq, a predicted model, not a curated record
UACAACUGCUGUGCCAAUCCCUCACCCUCUACAGCUGCAUAUAUAAACACUAAAAAACGAACAGACAACAUCAUUUAGAGUUACUUCACUCUGCAAUUUAGAAAUCUAAAUUUGUUUCUUUUUCUAGAUAGUUUUCACGGAGUGACUAUGGCUGAGUACAAGCUAGACGUGACAACAGGUGACAAGCAAUAUGCAGGAACAUGGGACCACAUAUAUGUCACCUUAUUUGGAACUGAAGGACAAAGUGAGCGAACUGAGCUGGACAACUUUGGCACCGACUUUACAACUGGGACAACAGGGAACUACACCGUGAAAACCAAUUUGUCCCUGGGGAAACUUCUGCUGGUCAAGAUGGAGAAAGAUCCUUUUUUGUUUCUCCCAGAAGAUGAGUGGUACUUCUCCAAAAUAGUGGUGACGACUCCAGAGGGAGAUGUCAUUCUCUUCCCCUGUUACAGAUGGAUCUCCAGGGGAGAACUGGUGGAGCUGAGAGGAGGGAGAGCCAUCAAGGUUUUUGAGGAGGAACAUCCCCUGUUGAUCGACCACCGGGAAAAAGAGCUGAAACUUAAAAAGAGCUUAUACCAAUGGAAGAUUUUGGCUGAAGGACUACCCAACGUCAACCAUUUCAAUCAUCCGUCUGAGCUCCCAGCUGAUAUCCGCUUCUCUAAGUCCAAAUCAACUGAAGUAGAUAAUACAAAAAUGAUAAUUGGUAUUGAACUCAAGCUUAAGGGGCUGAUUGGAUCUACUGAAAAAUGGGAAAGCAUCGACGACCUGAAAAAAAUCUUCUGCUGGAAAAAGACAACAAUGUCAGAGUAUGUUACAGAGCACUGGAAGGAAGAUGACUUUUAUGGAUCACAGUUUCUGAACGCACUCAACCCUAAUGUGAUCAAGCGCUGCUCAGAGAUUCCCCAAAACUUUCCAGUCACAGAGGAGAUGGUGAAGCCGUUCCUGGCAGAGGGAAGCUCUCUGAGGAAGGAAAUGGAGAGAGGGAAUAUUUUCCUCUAUGACCAGAAGAGGAUGGAUGGAAUACCCCCUAGAGUCAAUGAUGGUGAACCUCUGCACGUGACUGCUGGUCUCUGUUUGCUCUACUUGAACCCAGAAAACAAACUGAUGCCAAUUGCAAUACAGUUGCAUCAACAACCUUCUGAGCAGAACCCCAUCUAUCUGCCCAGUGACUCAGAGACUGAUUGGCUGUUAGCCAAGAUGUUUAUCAAAAAUGCAGAUGUCAUGGAUCAUCAAGCAGUCUAUCACCUCAUGAACGUUCACUUUCUGGCAGAGGUCUAUGCAGUUGCUGCUCUCCGCAGCUUCUCUGUGAUUCAUCCCCUCUACAAGCUGCUGUUUCCACACUUCCGGUACACUCUGUUUGCAAACACUGUAGCCCGCAUAACUCUUUAUGGACCUGAUGGGGUUUUUACUAAAAGUUCACUCGGACUCAAAGGGAUGACAGAGCUCAUGAGAAGGGCUCACUCUGAAACGACCUACAGCUCCCUCUGUCUGCCAGAGAACAUCACUGCACGAGGACUGGAGUCUAUCCCCAACUUCUACUACAGAGACGAUGGCCUGAAGCUGUGGAACAUCAUCAACAGCUUUGUGAAGGCAGUAGUGGAGUACUAUUAUCCCUCAGACAGUGAGGUGUGUAAAGACACUGAGCUGCAGGAUUGGAUCAGUGAGAUAUUCACACAUGGCUUCUUAGGAAACAAAGCCUCAGGGAUUCCAGCAGGCUUUCAUACUGUCGAGGAAGUGAUCAAGUUCAUCACCAUGGUGAUCUUCACAGUGACGGCUCAACAUGCUGUAGUUCACCAUGGGCAGUUUGACUACUACUCCUGGAUGCCCAACGCAUCAAUCCUGCUGCACAAAGCUCCUCCAACCACAAAGGGGCAGUCAAGCAUGAAGACAAUUUUGGAGGCCCUCCCAGAUGUUGACACGACAGUAAAAUUUGCUGCACUGACUGUGGUAUUUUCAGAGAAGUACACUGACACGGUUCCCAUGGGCACAUACCCCGAAGACCGAUUCGAUGAGCCUGCCCCUAAGCAGAUGAUUGAGAAAUUUCAAGCACAGUUGUCCUGCCUCACUGAAGCAAUUACUACAAGAAACUUGCAGCUUGAAGUACCCUACACAUACCUGAACCCUACUGAGAUAGAGAACAGUAUAACUAUUUAAGAAAGUCUGAGGGAGCCAUUCUUCAUGUGACGAUUGUAUCCAUGCAUUUCUCAUCACCUGCCUUGCAUGCUGGGAGGUGUGUUAUACUUUGUUUUUAGUACAUACACAAUAGGUGAGACAGUUAGAGGUGUUGCAUGCUGGGAAAAGAGGACUAUAUCUUGGUUGUGUCACGAUGAGUGGGCUAUGUGUGAUAUGGUAAUGUAUGGACGUACUGUAUGGUGUCCAAAAAUGUAAAUGAUUAGCACAGGAAAUAAUAGCUUAAACAUUACUCUGGCCCCUAUUUAUCAAUUAUAGAGACCAUGUAUAAAACGGUAUUGUAUUCAUACAUUCUUGUCAUCAGAAGGGUUUUAUUUUAUAACGUAUAAUGGAAUUGCAUGAAUUAUUAACCUAAAUUAUCAAGAUAAAUGUGGUCUAAUGUGUGUCUGUGGGGGAAAUUCCGUAUUUACUGUUUAUAUUAUUCCAAUUAUUUGCUUUUUAUGUUUUAUAUACAAUACUGGAAGUCUUAUCUGAGUGUGCAGGUCAGCCAGGUUAGUUUGGCCUUCAGUUUGCAGAGGCCUUGGAUCAUAGCAUCCUCUCCCUGUCCCAUGAAAAGGUUUUAUCUUUACUCUCUCACACAGAUAAUUAGAAGACUGAGUUGGCUCUGACUUUAGAGGAAGGGAGAAGGAUAAGGCACGCAGGUUACUCUGACUUUAGAGGAAGGGAGUAACAUGACACCCGGGUGAACUUCUUAAUGAGUGCUUGUAUUGCUCAAACAGAAAGGAUCUCUGUCUCUGAGAAGUAUGAGGCAGAUCAAUCUAUAAAAGUUGACUUCAUUUCUUUGGUCUUUGUCUUAUUAAAAGCAAGGGCACCGUAUGCAUACGAACAGCUGUAUUAAAUCUCUGAAAGACAACUGCUUGUUUGAAUUUAUUUUAUAACAGAAAUGUCCACAACAGUGUCCUACUUCAAAUCAUGUUUU